AUUAGACACAUCUACUCUGACUUGGUGGGUUGAGCAGGAAGCCCCCGGCCCUAAUUCCCAUCCUUGCCUGCUUUGUCUGGAACCCCAGCCUGCUCUUCCCCUGAGAUGUGACUCCCAUGCACCCAAUUUCCCAGGGGCUUGACCCUCACGUGUCAUCUGUCUCCGCAGGGAGUCCACUGCUGGCCUGGUUGCUAUGGCUGCAGGCCUGGCGGGUGGCAGCACCAUGCCCGGGUGCCUGCGUGUGCUACAACGAGCCCAAGGUGACCACCAGCUGUCCGCAGCAAGGCCUGCAGGCCCUGCCCCCCGACAUCCCGGCUGCCAGCCAGCGCAUCUUCCUGCACGGGAACCGCAUCGCGCAGGUGCCAGCUGCAGGUUUCCACGCCUGCCGCAACCUCACCAUCCUUUGGUUGCACUCCAAUGCGCUGGCCCGCAUUGAUGCCGCUGCCUUUACCGGUCUGGCCCUCCUGGAGCAGCUGGACCUCAGCGACAACGGUCAGUUGCGCUUUGUGGACUCCACCACCUUUCGUGGCCUGAGCCGCCUGCACACACUGCACCUGGACCGCUGCGGCCUGCGGGAGCUGGGUCCCGGCCUGUUCCAUGGGCUGGUGGCCCUGCAGUACCUCUACCUGCAGGACAACGGGCUGCAGGCACUGCCCAAUGACGCCUUCCGAGACCUGGGCAACCUCACGCACCUCUUUCUGCAUGGCAACCAGAUCCCCGGCGUGCCCGAGCGGGCUUUUCUCGGCCUGCACAGCCUCGACCGCCUUCUGCUGCACCAGAACCGGGUGGCCCACGUGCACCCGCACGCGUUCCGAGACCUUGGCCGUCUCAUGACCCUGUACCUGUUCGCCAACAACCUCUCGGCGAUGCCAGCUGAGGCCCUGGUGCCUCUGCGUUCCUUGCAGUAUCUGCGACUCAAUGACAACCCAUGGGUAUGUGACUGCCGGGCUCGCCCCCUCUGGGCCUGGCUGCAACAGUUCCGAGGCUCCUCAUCCGAGGUGCCCUGCAGCCUGCCCCCACAUCUGGCCAGCCACGACCUCAAACGCCUGGCCGCCAGUGACCUGCAGGGCUGUGCCAUGGCCACCAGGCCCCUUCAUCCCGCCCGGGCCAGUGGGCCCGCUAACGAUGAGCUGCUUGGGUUACCCAAGUGCUGCCAGCAGGGCCCCAGGGACAAGGCUUCAGUGCUGGAGGCUGGGAGCCCUGCCUCCCCAGGCAAUGCCCUCAAGGGGCGUGUGCCACCAGGGGACAGCCCACCCAGUAAUGGCUCCAGCCCGAGACACAGCAAUGACUCCCCUUUCGGGACCCUCCCUGGCUCGGCCGAGCCCCCACUAAUCGGGCUGCAGCCAGAGGGUUCCGAACUGCCAGCGUCCCCCACCACAGGCCCACGCCGGAGGCCAGGUUGUUCCCGCAAAAACCGCACGCGCAGCCAGUGCCGUUUGGGCCAGGCAGCCGUCGGUGGUGGAGAUACAGAUGGCUCGGGCACCCUGCCCAGCCUGGCCUGCAGCCUCGCCCCUCUGGGUCUGGCCCUGGCGCUGUGGACCGUGCUCGGACCCUGCUGACCCGGCCACCUGCCCCAGACAUGAGGCCUUUCUCUGCAACCAGGUCUGUGUGCAUAUGGACUCCCUCCACAUGUUAGCCUGGGCCGGCGCCCCCACCAGCCCGGCCCCAAUACGGAGCAGCCCCAUGGCAGGGCAGGCCCUCCUCGCCCACUGCCCCCACCCCCAUCUCCACCCCAUCAUGUUUACAGGGUGGCGCAGCGUUUGUUCCAGAGCGCUGCCUCCCGCCCGGAUCGCGGAACAUAAAAAUAUGCAUUUUAUUUUACUUGUGUCAAAAUAUUGGACGAUGUGGAAUAAAGAGCUCUUUUCUUAA
This is a messenger RNA of Echinops telfairi (small Madagascar hedgehog), 1869 nucleotides long. RefSeq names its product reticulon 4 receptor (gene RTN4R). Gene Ontology annotation, cellular component: plasma membrane. Gene Ontology annotation, molecular function: protein binding. The record is from RefSeq and is a predicted model, not a curated record. The transcript has a single exon. NCBI's taxonomy places the organism in Eukaryota, Metazoa, Chordata, Mammalia, Afrosoricida, Tenrecidae. Bases 117 to 1559 code for a protein of 480 amino acids.